Trichoderma harzianum CBS 226.95 is the source of this 1044-nucleotide messenger RNA. RefSeq lists its product as hypothetical. The transcript has 3 exons. Gene Ontology annotation, biological process: riboflavin biosynthetic process. Bases 256 to 957 code for a protein of 233 amino acids. The record is from RefSeq and is a predicted model, not a curated record. NCBI's taxonomy places the organism in Eukaryota, Fungi, Ascomycota, Sordariomycetes, Hypocreales, Hypocreaceae. Gene Ontology annotation, molecular function: riboflavin synthase activity.
GAUUGGUAAGAUUGGACUCAUUGCUUUGUAGUUUGGAUGAAGCAGAGUGAAUAAAUCGCUUCUCUGUCCUUUUCACAACUUGCUCCCUAAAAAGAAAAAGCCAUCAAUCCUUUUCGUCUCGCAAUUCCCGUCGUGGAACGUAUAACAGAGUAGUCCCACUAUUCUUCACGGAGCAUUGAGUCCUCCUCGGCUUAUUCACGGACAUUAUCCAACAACUUUCAGUGAAACUAAGAGUUACACUCACAAUAAGUCAUCAUGUUCACCGGAAUUGUCGAAGAGAUCGGAGUCAUCUCCAAGCUCGUGAAUGAUGCCGCCACCGGCAGCUCGGUCAUGACAAUCACCAUCCCCUCGGGAUCCAACCUCCUCACAGACUGCCACGAGGGCGACUCCAUCGCCGUCAAUGGCUGCUGCCUCACUGUGACUUCUUUCUCAAACGAUACAUUCACCAUUGGCGUCGCACCCGAGACGCUGCGCAUCACCAACCUCGGCACCCUAGUGGAGUCGAGCAGAGUCAACUUGGAACGGGCCGUCCGCGCCGACACUCGUAUGGGUGGCCACUUUGUCCAGGGCCAUGUCGACACAACCGCCGACAUCCUCUCCGUGACGCCUGAUGGCAACGCUCUCACUUUCCGCUUCCAGCCCAAGAAGCCCGAGUUUCUGCGCUACAUCGUGUACAAGGGAUUCAUCGCCAUUGACGGAACCAGCUUGACCGUCACUCAAGUCAACGAUGCUGAAGGCUGGUGGGAGAUUAUGUUGAUUACAUACUCUCAGGAAAGGGUUGUCAUGGCCAAGAAGGGCAAGGGAGAUACCGUCAACAUCGAGGUGGACAUGAUGGCCAAGUACGCUGAAAAGUCCCUGGCCGGUAUCUUGGGUGGUGACGGAGCUGCUGCUUCAAUUCCUCUCCUUGAAAAGAUUGUUGAGCGUGUAGUUGCUAAAAGCCAGGGGGCAAAGCAAUAGGGCGUUGGCGGUAAAAGCUGAGGAUAUCCAUAGAAAGACUAAGCAUUUUGAAGCGAAUUCAAACUUUAUAAUCGACUCUAGGCGUCC